AUGAAUAUUGGUCUCUGUGCUUUCUUGCUGAUUGCCCAUCGCCUACAGCAAAACGAAGCAGCUGAACCUUUGCCCAUGCCUCAGCAGCAUUCCACUGGGCCUGGCUGUAGUCCCGGUUCUCCAAGUGGAAUGACAUCGGUGGUUGUAGGCGCUUCUCAAACUGCUUCUGCCUCUGCAAUGGCAGUUGGAGGUGGCGGUGGUAAUGCGAGUUGUCUUGGCUCUGGUGCGGGUGCUGGUCCAGUCUGGCGGUUACCAUUUGGUGGAAAACGUACUUUUUUUCAGCAUGGCACCAACCUGAAUGAUGCCCUUGGCUUUAGCCUAGGCAUUCAAGCUUACUUGGGACCGGUGAGGCGGGCUUUUGAAGUGAUACUCCGACAACUUGAUGUACAAGUCUGCCGGACAAUGAUGAUGCAAACUAAACUGGACUUGAUACCCAAGGAUGUUGAUGAAACUAUCCUCUACUUAGCUUGUCGAAAUGCCUCAGAGUUGAGAUUUUGGUUUAAAUUCCAGUCUCGUUGCUCAACACGUCUUUUUUGA
This is a messenger RNA of Protopolystoma xenopodis, 537 nucleotides long. The record is from the annotation of a GenBank genome assembly. NCBI's taxonomy places the organism in Eukaryota, Metazoa, Platyhelminthes, Monogenea, Polystomatidea, Polystomatidae.